Molecule: messenger RNA, 5392 nt
Organism: Orbicella faveolata
Lineage: Eukaryota; Metazoa; Cnidaria; Anthozoa; Scleractinia; Merulinidae
Source: RefSeq, a predicted model, not a curated record
GACAAAAAUGCGGGAGAGUGAGUGACUCAGGGCCAUUUCAUGAUUUCCGGCCCUGGGUCACAUGACGUCGUCAUGUUUACACUCGAUGAAAAGAAGUGGCAAGCAGGCGGCUUAAAGUGCAUGAAUAAUGCAUUGUUGUAACUUGCAUUGCAGACAGAAAUUUAACCCUUUCUAUAUAUAGAAAUUUAGCAGGGAAAUGACAAUAAUCAGUGCCAUCGUAUCUCAUGACAGUCAUGCUUGUCGAAAACAGUCUCGUUCCUGCUUAAGAUAAAACGAAGAAGAAGAAGAAGAAAAAAAGGAUCAAAUAAAUGUUUAAUGAAAUGUUGUAAGACCUGUUCGAAAGUUCAAUCAUAAAUGAAAAAUAAAUGAAGAAGCUUCGAGAAACUUGAUUGAAAAACGAGACAGACGCCGGAAUCAUGCUCGAGCAAGUGGUCAGCAAUAAGGCCUCAAAUUGACCUUGUUUCAGGCGUGACGACAAACGAGAAAAACAAAAGGAAAAAAAUAAAUAAAUAAAAUGUACAACACAUUAGCAGAGAUAACAGGGAGUGCCCAUUUCAUGCCUGUGCAUAAACGAAGGAAGAUACCUGUUCGCAUGAAGCACCAUCAGAAUAUGGGCUCCUUCAAGAUCCUUGUUUUAGUAUUAACAAUUGGUGCAAGUCAGAAUUUCGUCGAUGCAUGUGGAGGUUGCGGACCUUCGCCAAUACAUGGCGAAUGGGGGUCAUGGGAAGGGCCUAGCUGGUUCAACACCAAAUGUAAAAAUGGGAUUAAGACCAGAUACCGCCAGUGUAACAAUCCCCACCCAGCUCAUGGUGGGAGUUACUGCCGCACGGACAUCCUGGGAAGAAGCAAGCAGAUAAAGUGCAGUCCAUGUGAAACAGACAAUGGAGGAUGUGAUCAUAUAUGUAUAGACGUUGGUGAUUCUCGCCGCUGUGAGUGCUACCCUGGUUAUCAGCUUUAUUCCGAAACUGGGUGCGAACUUCACAAGUGUCAAGCCUUAAGUGACCCGGACAAUGGUCAGAUCACUCCUGAUAUUUGUAAAGUAGAACCUCUCCACGGACAAGUAUGUUCCUACAACUGCAGUCCAGGCUACACACGCAAUGGGCCUGAGUCAAACAUGUGUGUUAACGGUCUCUGGACACAAGAUGGAUUUCACUGCCUGAUUCGCAAGUGUCAAGCCUUAAGUGCCCCGGACAAUGGUCAGAUCACUCCUGAUAUUUGUAGAACAAAACCUCUCCAUGGUCAAGUAUGUUCCUACGAGUGCAAUCCAGGCUACACACGCAAUGGGCCUGGGUCAAACAUGUGUGACGACGGUUUCUGGACUCAAGGUGGAUUUCACUGCCAGGACAAUGAAGCACCUUCGUUUCGCGACACGUGUCCACCUGAACAAAGUGUUUUCGCGGAUGAGGGGAAAACUUCAGCCACAGUGACCUGGGGACUAGUUACAGCUACAGAUAAUGAUCAAGCUAGUGUUAAUAUGUCUCCGAAAAUGACGUCACCACACGUGUUUUCUGAGGGAAAUCAUACCGUGAUCUACACUGCUACAGAUCCGUCCGGAAACACGAAUCUCUGCUACUUCCAAGUUACCGUUCAAGCUCUUCGAUGUUGUGUUGUCGGCCCUGCAAACGGCAGAUUGGAGAAUGUGGCCUGUGGAAAUGUCUAUGGAAGUGUGUGCCGAUUGGUAUGUUACAAGGGAUAUGAAUUGAGAGGAUCUGUUGAGAGAAAGUGCGACAAAAUAGCAGGGACAAAUGUGGUCCAAUGGACAGGAAAUACAACUUCAUGUUUAACUAUCCGCUGUCCAUCUCUCAAUACUCCCGAUCACGCCAUUCAGUCUGGGAACGGCUGCGGUGGUCCUAACUCAAGUUACAGCACAUCCUGCUUUUUUAGUUGCAUGUUGGGAUAUGAGGCUGUUGGGGGAUCACAGAAAAGAACUUGUCUGGAAUCAAGAGAGUGGAGUGGAACCGAAAUUCAGUGCAAACCAAUCACCUGUCGUCCAAUUACCAUUCCAUCGGAAGGACUGGACAUAACCCCCUCAUUCUGCACUAAUGUAAGCGCUGUCAUUCAUUACGCAACGGAUUGCCGAUUCACGUGCAUGAGCGGGUAUCAACACCAUGGACCUGGUCUGAAGACUUGUAACCAGCAGAAGACCUGGUCUCCACUAGGAAAUCCUUGGUGCAAAGAUGUCUCAGCACCAUUGUUCUCAAACUGUCCAUCAAAUAUUGGAGCUACCGCUGACAGGGGUACAAAGUCCACACAAGUCACGUGGUCUCACCCUAGAGCUGCAGACAACUCUGGCUUCAUUCCCAACAUAACACACUAUGGGAAACUACCUGGGGACACUUUCCCCGCUGGGGAACACAACAUCCGGUACUUGGCCUCAGACAAAACAGGGAACGUUGCCGAAUGCAAAUUCAAGGUCUUCGUUUUAGUAGUCCGAUGCCUGCCUACGUUGUAUGCUCCAGCUGGCGGCGCCUUACAGUGUACCAAAGACAAUCAGUACGGGUCAGAAUGCUCCUUCGCUUGUCACGAUGGUUACACCAUCAAUGGCUCAGGCCGCAAAGUUUGCGAGAAAGAUCCAGUUACAUCAAAGGGGGUGUGGACAGGCAAUGAGACAAAAUGUGAAGUGGCUAAGUGUACUCGACUCGUUCCACCACCUCACAGCAUUCAGUCUGGCUGCGGAGGCAGUUCCUUGUACAACGUGUUUGGUGAUAAAUGUCUUUUAUAUUGCGCCCGUGGCUACCGCCGGGUUAACGGCUCGACGGAGACGGUCUGUCUAGCAAAUGGCACCUGGUCUGGCGAGGAACCGUACUGUCAAGGUAGAGAAAGAAGUACAAAGGGUACAAAGUCCACACAAGUCACGUGGUCUCACCCUAGAGCUGCAGACAACUCUGGCUUCAUUCCCAACAUAACACACUAUGGGAAACUACCUGGGGACACUUUCCCCGCUGGGGAACACAACAUCCGGUACUUGGCCUCAGACAAAACAGGGAACGUUGCCGAAUGCAAAUUCAAGGUCUUCGUUUUAGUAGUCCGAUGCCUGCCUACGUUGUAUGCUCCAGCUGGCGGCGCCUUACAGUGUACCAAAGACAAUCAGUACGGGUCAGAAUGCUCCUUCGCUUGUCACGAUGGUUACACCAUCAAUGGCUCAGGCCGCAAAGUUUGCGAGAAAGAUCCAGUUACAUCAAAGGGGGUGUGGACAGGCAAUGAGACAAAAUGUGAAGUGGCUAAGUGUACUCGACUCGUUCCACCACCUCACAGCAUUCAGUCUGGCUGCGGAGGCAGUUCCUUGUACAACGUGUUUGGUGAUAAAUGUCUUUUAUAUUGCGCCCGUGGCUACCGCCGGGUUAACGGCUCGACGGAGACGGUCUGUCUAGCAAAUGGCACCUGGUCUGGCGAGGAACCGUACUGUCAAGUUGUCCAUUGUAAGUCCCUUCAAGCUCCAACAGAUGGUCAGGUGACACCAAGCUCUUGCAGAAAUUCCCCUCAGUACGACACUACAUGCCACAUUUCUUGUUCCAAAGGCUACAGACUGCAUGGACAGCCAAUAGUCACAUGUCUUAGUGAUGGUCAGUGGUCAAAAAACAGCACUUCCUUUUGCAAAGUAUCCAGGCAUUCAACAUUAUGUGCUCUACAUCUGAAAGAUACCAUACAAAAUUAUAGUGGCCAUGCCGUUGGCAAUGCAAUAAAUGGUCGUCACGCGUCCUUUUGUCUGUUUUGUUCUUUAGUUUUGCGAUGCAAAACAUUGCUCCCUCCAUUGAAUGGCUUUCUAGUGGGAGACUGUGACAACAGCUAUGGCUCCACAUGUAAAAUGAGCUGCGACGAUGGAUACAAUUUGGUUGGAUCCGAGACCCUUACCUGCCUUCACAAGCCGGGCCACAUUAAAGGGUACUGGGACAAAUCGGUUCCAGUCUGUAAAAUACGGUCAUGUCCUUCUCUAAGUGCGCCUCGGUAUGGCUUCAUUUAUCCGCGCAUGUGUACGUCUCUCCCGGUCAGCGGAACGGUCUGCCAUUUCGAAUGCAAAGAUCGUUUCCUUGGGAACGGUGGAGUUACCACGAUUCUUUGUGGAAACGAUGGAAAGUGGAGCAAAAAUGAAUCUUCGAUUUUACAAUGCCUUGAUGUUACCCCACCAGUGUUCAUGAAGUGUCCCUCAGAUAUUCGUGCAAAAAUCAAUGCAAAUGCCACAGCAUUGGUUAAUUGGACGGAGCCCGUCGCCCUGGACAACGGCGAUCUACCACCACAAGUUACUGUUGUUCCAGCAGAGAUCAGCCCACCACACAUCUUCAAUAAAACUACUCUUAUUGUGUACACUGCAAGGGAUGCAAGUGGGAACAAGAAAGAGUGUUCAUUUAGAGCUGUGUUGAAAGAUGUCACUCCGCCUGCGUUUAUGAGCUGUCCCGCAGACAUUCGUGCAAACAUCAGUGUAAACUCUACAGCAUUGGUAAACUGGACCGAGCCCGUCGCGCUGGACAACAGCAAGCUAUCACCAAACGUAACCGUUAUUCCUUCAGGGAUCAGUCCACCACACAUCUUUAAUAAAACUACACUUGUUGUGUACACUGCUAGCGAUACAAGUGGGAACAGGAAUGAGUGUUCGUUUACAGUUGUGUUAGAAGAUAAUUCAGGUCCCCAGAUUGUAUACUGCCCUCCAGACCAAGAAAUUACUGCUACGACGAUGAGAACAAUAGUGACGUGGAACAACCCUCAGUUUUAAGACAACAGCAAUAGUCCAUUAAUGAUAACAUGCAGUCAUCAAAGUGGGACUGAAUUUUAUUGGGGGACCUGGAAUGUGCAUUGCAUAGCCUACGAUAAUAAUCCCAAAAACAAGCCUGCCGUCUGUCAGUUUACACUCACAGUUAAACCGACAAAAUGCAGUGACCUGUCACCUCCUAAAGGGGGCGCAAAGGUUUGUGAUGACUGGAUAAUGGGUUCGAUCUGUUCACCUUCUUGUAACAAAAAGUGGGACUUUGCUCAGCCUUUGCUUUCGAGUGUGUGGGUUUGCGGAGCAUCAGGAGCUUGGAAGCCAACAAAUCGUUUUCCAGACUGUACAAAAAUAUAUCACGCUUACGCUGUCAAGACGGAAAUGGAUUUGAACUACUACUAUGGCAAUUGUACUACACCAGAAGUUCAGGCACAAAUAAAACAGAACUUUAUCCAGCUUUUGAACGAGACUUUCUUCAACGAGGUCUGUCACUCCGCACUUAAAGACAAGUGCAAGGCUGAAAAUGUGGAGGUCAAGUGCUCUGGGGUCGGUUUGGUCCCCAGUAAGCGAAAACGUUCAGGAGACGAUGACGGUUGUCAUAGCAGCACUGGAGGAUCAAUUCUACGAACCAAAAUUACUCUAAAUAUCGUCGGUAGGUUAAUAAUAUUACUUUAAGGAUUAACAUUUUGGAAAAAA